Molecule: messenger RNA, 2532 nt
Organism: Kazachstania africana CBS 2517
Lineage: Eukaryota; Fungi; Ascomycota; Saccharomycetes; Saccharomycetales; Saccharomycetaceae
Gene: BIR1
Product: survivin
Exons: 1
Coding region: 1-2532 (843 amino acids)
Source: RefSeq, a predicted model, not a curated record
AUGGAGAAGUAUUACAACGAGGAAAGGAGACUUGAGACUUUCCAAGUCUCAAAAACCAUAAAGAGUAAGAAAUUUAAGUGGAGGUAUACAGUGAUAUCGCCAAAUUGGUUAUCACAAAUUGGCUUCAUAUUUGAUCCAAUUACCGUCGAUAAUAAAGUCCAGAAGGAUGCCAUUAGAUGUGUAUUUUGUAAACGUCAUACUUAUAAUCUGCAGUCUUGCAGAUCAAGACGGAAGGAUCCAUUAGAGACCAUAUCAAAUGUCAUGAUUAAGCACAUCUAUAACAAGGAUAAUAAGAUAUGUCAAUUGGUUUACUUAAAAUGGAAGAUAUUGAAUGACAAAAGGUUCAAUCCCGGUGUGUCGAACUGGGGCAGCGAUUCCGUAUUCAAGUGGCCGUUUUCUAAAGAGAUAUUCAAUGUUUUCCAAUUUACUUUCAAUGAAAACUGGAAUCCGAAAAAUGAUCUUUGGUCAGUCGAUAAUGUGGUCAGAGCUGGUUUAAUACAGUACGAUCCGUCAUUUAGUUCCUUUGAUAGCCUGGUUAUUGAUGAUUUGAAGGGCAAGACGUGCUAUUGCGUGUACUGUAGAUCAGUAUUAGAACCUUGGUGCACAGAAGACUCUCCAAUGGUGGCUCAUUUCAAAAAAUGUAAUAAUGGCGUUUGUUAUUUUUUUGAAACAAUUAGAAAGAACUUUGAAGGUUAUAACGAUCAAGAUGCAAUUGAAAAGUUCCACUUUGACUAUGAAGAAAAUAAUGAUAUCCAUCAAGAUAGUACGAGAGAAUCAGUCAUUCAUAAUACUGAAAUCUUCUCAAGUCAGGUCUUUAUUGAAGACGAUAAUAAGUCAUCUACUGCUGAUAGCAGUAGCAAGAAUAGGGUAUUUCUUUUUGAUAAUGAAACGGGUGAACGUUCCAUGGAUCAGCUAGAUAAACAAGGCAAUAUAAACAAUAUAAAAGCCCCGUCACCAACUAUAGUGGAAAACUCAGAACUAUCUUCCGGAGAGAACGGUAAAAAUGAUGAAAUUACCAAUAAUGAAAAAUCACAGUCGCCGGUCAGAAAGAAGAGAAGGCUGAUCCGAGCAUCUCCAAAACGAACAAUUUCGGAAAAUAGCCUUUCUGAAUCAAAUGAUACUAGAUCUUUCGAUCUAUCGACCAGCGAGAAACAAUUGGUUGUUAAUUUCCGAACCCAUGUAAAUAAAAAGAAAGAACUGGCAAGAACAAAUAGAAUUUUGGACGACAGCAUAGAUGAUUUUAGCUUUAGUAAUCAAGGCCAUAGUAGCUUUAAUAUACCAAUGCAAACCACUUCAGUUGUUCAAUCAAAAGAGCAAACGGAGUCAGUACAGGCAGAUACACCGGCGUUAUUGCAUGUGAAGCCUAACUUAGAAUUCUCUCCAUCUCCAGUCUCAAAAGGUAAGUCCUCGCCCGAGUUUGUAACAGCUGUCUCUGGCAUCAUGGUAAAAGAGUCACCUACUCGUUCGAGAAGUUUUAAAGAUGAUGAUUUUAUGAGUAGUAUCCCUCACCUAAGUCAUUCGAGAAAAGACUCUGAAGAACCAACAAUUUCUGCUUUUGCUAAUACGGUAGUGACUAACGUUGCCAAUGAGGAACAUGUAGAACAUUCAAACGAUACACAGAUGGUCAGAGAAAGGUCAAUUGUUGGUACGGCGAUGAGAAAUAAGAAUUUUGUGGUAGACACUUCUAUCGGCAAGAUAUUAGAACAUCGAGAGGUCCAUUCUAGUAAGCAGGAUAUGACACCUAUCAGACAUAAACCUAACGAAAAAAUGUAUGAAUUGAACAAUUUGGAUGGUCCUGAGAGGAACACUUUCGAAAGCACGCCGAUACAACAAAAUAAUCAACGUAAAGUGGAAGGAAAUGUGACCCUUCGAGCUAAAUUUGAAUUGAUACCAAAGGAUGUGGAACUAAACGCAAACCUUUCAAAUUCCUCAUCAUCCUCAAGUGUCAUAUCUUCUGCUGUAUCAACUCCUAUAGCAAGCCCAAUACAAAGAAGUAUUCCGCCGUCCUCGAAACAGUCUGAUCGGCAAGUACUUAGGCAUCGGAANNAUUUUGCAAACUCUCGUAAUCUUUCUCCCACUAAGGAAGACAAUUCCAUCAAACUGGCCGUCACAGAGGAUAAAGAAGUACCAGAAAUUAAAAAAUCUUUCGAAACUGUGCAAGGAUGGGAACCUAUUACUAUCAAUAACUUUCUCGAUGUUGAUAGUGACAAGAAUAUUGUUAAGAUAUAUUUGCAUAAUCUACUGCAGUAUAUCAACAGGAAUGACUCCUCACUGAACAAUGAUAAGGAUGGUGAUUUGACUUUUUUUAUCAAUAAAAUGCCAGGUGGGGAGAUGAAUUCAACUUUUGCUAGCUGGCUUGAUGAGAAAAUUCACACGAUUCAUGAUGAAUUUUUGAGAGACUCCUCUAAAAAACUUGAAAUGCUACAAAACCAGCUUCAUUUAGCCAAGAGUAUUAUCAAUUCUCUGGAUGAAAAUUCUGAUGAAAAUGAUGAGAUACUUCUGGAUUUGGCAAAGAGAUUUGGGAUUACAUGA